AUGACGGACGGGAAGAUGCAGCUCGAUAAAGCACAGGAAACUGUGGAGGCUAUCAAGCAUGGAGACAUUGACGAGUCUCUGUACAGUCGGCAGCUGUACGUCCUUGGUCACGAGGCCAUGAAACGCAUGGGAUCUUCCAACGUCCUCAUUGCUGGUCUGAAAGGUCUCGGUGUUGAAAUCGCCAAAAACAUUGCACUGGCCGGUGUGAAAUCGCUUACACUUUUUGAUCCCACUCCCGUCGCCAUCUCUGAUCUUUCCUCACAAUUCUUCCUACAGCCGCAGGAUGUUGGCAAGCGACGUGCCGAUGUGACCGCACCACGCGUCGCUGAACUGAAUUCAUACGUUCCCGUUACAAUCUACGAGUCGGACAACCUGACCGCCGAUCUAUCACAGUUGAAACGCUUCCAGGUUGUCGUACUCACCAACACCUCACUCAAAGACCAACUUACGAUUGCAGACUAUUGCCAUCAAAAUGGUAUUUACGUUGUUAUUACAGAUACAUUCGGUCUCUUUGGGUACAUUUUCAACGAUUUCGGAAAGAAUUUCACGGUUGGAGACGCUACUGGUGAAGAUCCAGUGAGCGGUAUUGUUGCUGACAUUGAUGAGACUGGUUUGGUUUCGGCUCUUGAUGAGACCCGACACGGUUUAGAGGAUGGCGAUUACGUUACUUUCACAGAAGUUAAAGGCAUGGAAGGCCUCAACAAUAAUGAUCCACGCAAAGUUACCGUCAAAGGGCCCUAUACAUUUUCUAUUGGCGACGUCUCCGGUCUCGGCAAGUACGAGGGAGGUGGUCUUUACACACAAGUCAAGAUGCCUAAAUUCCUCGAUUUUCAACCUCUACGAGAGCAAUUGAAGAAACCAGAACUUCUCAUCUCCGAUUUCGCCAAAUUUGAACGCCCCCAACAAUUGCAUAUUGGGGUGCAGGCUCUUCAUCAAUUUGCCGAAACGCACAAUGGCGAAUUCCCUCGCCCGCACCAUGAAGCCGACGCGGAAGAGGUUUUGAAGAUCUCCAAAGAUUUGGCAGGCCAGACCGAGGAUAAGGUCGAGCUGGACGAUAAACUCAUCAGGGAACUCAGCUAUCAAGCACGUGGUGAUCUCAAUCCCCUUGCAGCUUUCUUCGGUGGUCUUGCUGCCCAGGAGGUCUUGAAGAGUGUUUCCGGAAAGUUCCACCCUGUUGUUCAGUGGAUGUAUUUCGACUCUUUGGAAUCCUUGCCAGAAUCCGUGACUCGCUCCGAAGAGACUUGCAAGCCUCUUGGUACCCGUUACGAUGGCCAAAUCGCCGUCUUUGGAAAGGAGUUCCAAGACAAGGUUGCUAAUCUGAACACAUUCUUGGUUGGAGCUGGCGCUAUUGGUUGCGAGAUGCUCAAAAAUUGGGCUAUGAUUGGUCUCGGUACUGGGCCCAAAGGCAAAAUUCGAGUUACCGACAUGGAUCAGAUUGAGAAGAGUAACCUUAACCGUCAAUUCCUUUUCCGUCCCAAGGAUGUUGGCAUGUUGAAGAGUGACUGUGCAUCUGCUGCGGUCCAGGCUAUGAAUCCGGAAUUGAAUGGGAAAAUAACAACACUCCGUGAUCGUGUUGGACCCGACACGGAAGAUAUUUUCAACGAACAGUUCUGGAGCGAACUUGACAUCGUCACUAAUGCAUUGGAUAAUGUCGAUGCCCGAACUUAUGUCGAUCGUCGUUGUGUCUUUUUCCGCAAGCCACUUCUUGAGAGUGGAACUCUCGGUACAAAGGGAAAUACUCAAGUCAUUCUUCCUCACAUUACAGAAUCUUAUUCCAGCUCUCAGGAUCCCCCUGAGAAGUCAUUUCCUAUGUGCACUUUGAAGAGUUUCCCUAACCGCAUUGAGCAUACCAUUGCCUGGGCUCGUGAUCUUUUCCAGACGUACUUCGUUGGUCCUCCUGAGAGUGUGAACCUCUAUCUUUCGGAGCCGAAUUACAUUGAGCAGACACUUAAACAGGCUGGAAAUGAGAAACAGACCCUCGAGAACCUCCGGGAUUUCUUGGUGACUGACAAGCCGCUUAGCUUUGACGACUGCAUUGUAUGGGCGCGCAACCAGUUUGAGGCUCAAUACAACAAUGCUAUUCAGCAAUUGCUAUAUAACUUCCCUCGCGAUUCUACAACAUCCUCGGGACAACCAUUCUGGUCUGGUCCAAAGCGUGCCCCUACUCCAUUGAAGUUUGACAGCUCGAACCCUACUCAUCUGGGUUUCAUUAUUGCUGGUGCUAAUCUGCAUGCAUUCAACUAUGGAAUCAAGCCUCCCACAACAGACAAGAACUACUUCAAGAAGGUGGUUGACGACAUGAUCAUCCCCGAAUUCACGCCCAGCUCGAAUGUCAAGAUCCAGGCUGAUGAUAACGAUCCUGACCCCAAUGCUCAGUCUGCUGGAACUUCUGACAACGAAGAGAUUCAGAAACUUGUUGCUUCUCUUCCAUCGCCAAAAUCCUUGGCUGGAUUCCGCUUGGUCCCUGUUGAGUUUGAGAAGGAUGAUGACACAAAUUACCACAUUGACUUUAUCACUGCGGCAAGCAACUUGCGUGCUGAGAAUUACGAUAUCCCACAAGCGGACCGACACAAGACCAAGUUCAUUGCUGGCAAGAUUAUUCCGGCUAUUGCAACUACGACUGCUUUAGUCACUGGUCUAGUUGUCCUUGAAUUGUACAAGAUCAUUGACGGCAAGACCGACAUUGAGAAGUACAAGAACGGUUUCGUGAACUUGGCACUGCCAUUCUUCGGUUUCAGUGAACCCAUUGCGAGUCCCAAGGGUAAAUAUCAGGGCAAGAAUGGUGAAGUGACAAUUGAUAAGCUGUGGGAUCGGUUUGAGGUGGACGAUAUUCCAUUGCAGGAUUUCUUAAAACAUUUUUCAGACCUUGGUUUGGAGGUCACCAUGAUCAGCUCUGGAGUCAGCCUGCUAUAUGCCAGCUUCUACCCGCCAUCCAAGCUGAAGGAUCGUUUGCCAUUGAAGAUGUCUAAACUUGUGGAACAUAUUAGCAAGAAGCCUGUUCCGGAGCACCAAAAGAACGUGAUAUUCGAGGUGACAGCGGAAGAUCAGACGGAAGAAGAUGUUGAGAUACCGUAUGUGAUGGUGAAGUUGUGAUAAAGGUCAAGAAAUUGAACCGCUCAGUGAAAGUAGAUUUGCAAGAACUAUCAGUAUCAAACCUUGGAUAACAUAUAGAGUCUUCAUUUCAGUUUGCUUGUCUAUACGUAUCAUUAUUAUCGUUAUUGAUAAUCAACGGAAAUACGGAUAUAACUUAGUUAUUAUCAGACGAUGAUGACAUCAGCAGGAAAUGUUGAUGGCAUCG
This is a messenger RNA of Talaromyces stipitatus ATCC 10500, 3298 nucleotides long. Its product is annotated as poly(A) RNA transport protein (UbaA), putative. Lineage: Eukaryota; Fungi; Ascomycota; Eurotiomycetes; Eurotiales; Trichocomaceae. Gene Ontology annotation, cellular component: cytoplasm; nucleus. The transcript has 4 exons. Gene Ontology annotation, biological process: ubiquitin-dependent protein catabolic process; DNA damage response; protein ubiquitination. The record is from RefSeq and is a predicted model, not a curated record. Gene Ontology annotation, molecular function: ubiquitin activating enzyme activity. The coding region runs from base 1 to 3093 and encodes 1030 amino acids.